Molecule: messenger RNA, 916 nt
Organism: Pungitius pungitius (ninespine stickleback)
Lineage: Eukaryota; Metazoa; Chordata; Actinopteri; Perciformes; Gasterosteidae
Gene: tmem70
Product: transmembrane protein 70
Exons: 3
Coding region: 61-795 (244 amino acids)
Biological process (GO): mitochondrial proton-transporting ATP synthase complex assembly
Cellular component (GO): mitochondrial membrane
Source: RefSeq, a predicted model, not a curated record
ACUAACCCGUCCAAGAGCAAGAGCAGAAGCGGAAGUACGUCAUUGUGUGCGCGACGCUGUAUGUCAGUCAGGGUCGCUGACGAAAUAACAAGAGCAAUAGACAUGUUUUCAAUGAAUAUAGUGCGCACAGCGCGGCACCGCGUUGUCCCUCAAUGCGUCAGUAAGAGACACUUCACGGCGCCAUGUUUGAGAGCAGUGGGCAGGAAGCAGCUCGAUGGCCGCAGAAGCUCCUUCCUCAACCCCAACCAGGUGCAGUCCCCCCGUCCAUCCACCUGCUGUCUGUCCUCCUCCCCCCCCCCAGAGGACGGGGACCUCGUCUACACCGGCAGCCUGGCCAGAGCCGUCCGAGGGGUCAAACUGUUUUCAUACAGCACCAGCGGGGCCAGCUGCUUUCUCGUGCCCCACACCCUCCUGAAGACCGGACUGGUGGUCCAAAGCUUUGCCUUGAAGGCCGCUUUCUGUGGAGUCAUUGGAUUUUUCACCUUCCUCACCCCAGUCCUCCUCCACCUCAUCACGAAGGGCUACGUGGUCCGCCUCUACCACCGGGCAGACAGAGACACCUACACAGCCAUCACCUACAGCGUCUUCCUCACUGAAAAGAAGAGUGUGUUCCACCAGAAGCAGGUCAGGAUCCCCGCAGUAAGCAAGAUGUUCACCAGCUUCUAUGCUGAUAAAAUGGGGCUACUGGUAAACCCGGACAUGUUCCGCGUUCCACACGACUACAACCACCUGAUGGGCUACGAUAAGCCCUUCAGCUUUGACGCAGACCACAUCAAUGACCCAGAUAAGAGCUGAACUGCCCACCUGAUGGAGGUGGUGUUGGUGUAGGUUCCAUGACCUCCCACAUUUCACACAUCCACCUCUAAACAGAUUUCCCUGUCAAUAUUUCUUGUUAAUAAAUUACGACAUCAUUUAA